Molecule: messenger RNA, 936 nt
Organism: Lactuca saligna
Lineage: Eukaryota; Viridiplantae; Streptophyta; Magnoliopsida; Asterales; Asteraceae
Source: the annotation of a GenBank genome assembly
AUGGUAUGUUUUCCUACAAGAGCACAUCUUAGACUAAUGCCAAAGUCAGUUUCUAGCCCCCGUCGAUUGAAUUACCACCAAAACCACCUUCGGAAGUCUAUGAGAGGUGGUGCCGGUGGAGGCCGAUCAAGUCCAUAUCUAUGGUCGGGAACCAAGCAGAUGAGUUCAGACAACUUAUCGGAGCCAACUUCUCCAAAAGUAACUUGUGCUGGCCAGAUUAAGGUCCGACCCAGCACAAGAUCAUGCAAGAAUUGGCAGACAGUCAUGGAAGAGAUCGAGAGGCUUCAUAAUAGAAAGAAGAAGCCUACUUGGGGAGCGACAUUAGGGUUCAAGAAAGAAAUUAUGCAGUUUUUAACUUGCUUAAGGAGGAUUAAGUUUGAUUUUCAUUGUUUAGGGGGGUUUUCCCAUGUAGAUAUCACUUCAGACGAUGAAGAUGAAGAUGAAGAUGAAGAUAGUAAUGAUAAAGAAAUCAAUCAAGAUCACCAUGAAGACUAUGAACAUGACAAGGACUCGAGAGUGUUUUCGAAAUGGUUUAUGGUCCUACAAGAGAAUCAAGAUUCUGGGGUGUUUGAAAAAGAAGAAAAAAGUUUGAAAUCUGAAACACCGGAAGAUCUCCCAUGUCUGCCACCUGCAAAUGCACUUUUCCUCAUGCGGUGUCGUUCUGCUCCUGCUAAAAGUUGGAUGGAGGAAAAGCAAGAAGAAGAAGAAGAAAAUGAUGAUGAUGAUGACGACGAAGAUCAUGAUAAAGAAGAAAAAGAAGAACAUGUUAAUGAUCAUGACAUCGAAAAGAAAGAAAACAAAAGGAAGAGUUUGAAGGAAUUGAUGAAAACCGAAAGUGAUUUCUACAAAUUAUCUUGUGAUAUUGCAAAGGAAACAUGGGUUAUUGGUGGGAUUCACAAAGAUCCAUUCUCAAGAAGUAGAAGUUGGAAAAGAUGA